AUGUACUUUAAGUGGUUACUGUUACUAACACUCGCAGCAAACGACUGCUCCACGCAGGACGAAGACGGCCCCUACUUUGGCAAAUACAUAGGCAAACUCAACUCCUACCACCAUCAAGUGUCAGGUGAUGUGUAUGCUGUCGAUGAAUGGACAGUUCUAUUGGUGAAUUUCAAUUAUGACGGGACAGGAGAUGACACAUUCUUCUGGGCUGGUGAAUCAGAACGACCCGGGCCUCAAGGGUUUAUAGUGCCCGACCAAAAUGGCAAAACGAAUAUUCUGGAACGAUAUUACAAUGUGGAUGUCCGUCUUACACUGCCGGAGGGCAAACGAAUCACUCGAAUAAAAUGGCUGGCGGUGUACGACAUCGGCUCUCAGAACGCGUUCGGGGACGUUUACAUACCGGACGACUUCGAGGCGCCCGCGGAGAGGAGCAUCGGCCCACUCAUAGGAGACAGUCUCGUCACCAGCCAGUCCGUGAGAGUCGUGGAUGCAGUCACUAUCGUAAUUCCAGAGUUUAAAUACGACGGCAGCGGCGAAGAGGUAUAUUUCUGGGCAGGCGUGGGGCCGCAACCCUCCGCGCGAGGAUUCCAGGUGCCAGAUGAGUAUGGAUAUUUGGAGCCGCUGCAGGCGUACAAGGGCGAGGACGUGCGGCUGGAGCUGCCCGGCGGCAAGACGGUGUUCGACAUCAAGUGGGUGAGCGUGUGGGACGCCGCCGCCGGACGGUCGCUGGCCUCCGCGCUCGUGCCGGACGCGCUGGUCGUGCCGCCCGCGCACACGCGCCCGCACGGCUACCGGACGGCGCUGCCGCACUGCCGGCAGCUGCACCGCGACCUGCAGGUGUCGUGGGAGGUGUUCGGCGGCCAGGUCACCGUCGAGCUCGCCGGCAAGCUGCGCGCGGACGAGUACAUGGCGUUCGGGCUGUCGGGCAGCGCGGAGGGCUCGCGCAUGCUGGACGCGGACGUGGCCGUGGCGCAGUACAGCGCGGCGCUGCAGCGGCCCGUGGCGGCCGACUACGGGGCCAGCGAGCGCGCGCCGUGCCUGCUCGUGCUGGGCCGCUGGCGGGGCGUGUGCCGCGACUCGGCAGUGGGCGGCCAAGACUCGCUGCAGGUGCUGGCGGGCAGCGUGCAGGACCGCCUCACGCGCGUCUCCUACCGCCGCCAGCUGCAGCCCGUUGCAAACGGAAGCACACCUUUCCCCAUCACCACCGCCAUCGCUCAUUUUUUGGCUGUCGUGGGAAGAUAUCAAAAUAUGAUAUACAUCUGA
Diatraea saccharalis (sugarcane borer) is the source of this 1263-nucleotide messenger RNA. The record is from the annotation of a GenBank genome assembly. Lineage: Eukaryota; Metazoa; Arthropoda; Insecta; Lepidoptera; Crambidae.